GCUGGCAGCGCAUUUUUCUUUUCCGCCGGUGGAUGGCGCUCCAUGCACCGCGGUCGGACAGCCUUCCACUCGCGGGCCGCCGCCGCCGCGGCCUUCGGCGGCGCGGCGCUGGGGGCGGUGGCGCUGAACUUCGCCGUGGUGGUGCUGUCCCCUUUGCUCUGGGCUUGCACGGAGGACCAGGCCGGCCGCCGGCUCGCGUCCAGCUCCGCCGCGCCGGUGGCGCCGUCGCCCGUUCCGCUGCCGACGCGGCCGGGGCACGGCCCCGUGGUGGAGGCCUGGUCAGCGCUUCAUGGCUUGGAUGCCUCCUCGUUACGCAUGCUGCCCGAUAGCGCGUUGGAGGCAGAGGCGAGGCGCCAACCCCGGUGGCUCUUCUUCGGGCUCUCCUCGGUGCACCGGAAGCAAGCGGAAUACCUCACUCUCACUCUCUCCCACCUUUUCGACGCCUUAGGCGAUUCGACGGAUACAGGCAUUCUAGUACACCUAGCAGACUUCGAGGAGAGUUGGGUGGGCAAAACCCGGGACGCGCUGCAAAACGGCUUCGAGGACGAAGUUCAGGGCAACCGGCUCCAUGUGAUCCAUGCGCCGGAGCGUUUGUACCCCUUGAAGGAGGAGGUCAGCAAGAACACCAAGUUCGGGGACCCGCCCUUGAGGCAAUGGUGGCGCGCCAAGCAGAACUUGGACUAUGCCUUCUUGAUGUGGUAUGCCGCGGGCCUGUCGCAUUUCUACAUGCAGUUGGAGGAUGAUGUGCAGGUCACCCCCAACUUUUUGCCCACCGUGCAGAAAUACAUGAAGGAGCACAUCUCGGGGGAGCAGUGGGUCAUGGUGGCCUUCUCAAAGCUGGGCUUCAUCGGAAAGCUCUUCGCCAGCACCAGGCUCCCGAAGCUGGCGGAGUUCCUACUCAUCUUCCACGGCGAGGCGCCCUGCGACUGGUUGGUGUGGAUCUUCAUUGAUGCAUCCUCCUCGCAGCCGGUCACCGUCCAGAUCCCCGAGGAUUUGGAGAAGGAGUUUCAGCAGCGAGAGUCCGCGAAGACGAACCCCGCGGUGAAGCUGCCAAAGUCUAUGAGGACCGACGUCCUACUCUACUACCAGGAGCAAAAGGAUUCGAAGAUCUUCCUUUCGCCCUCCGCUGUGGUGUCUGCCAAGCCCACGCCGGCGCCGGCGCCGGGGCUGCUCAGCGACCGGGGCGACCGGGGCUGGCCUGGUCAGCCUGUGGAGGUUCCGACGGGGCCGCCGGCGGCUGAGCUGUUCAUGGACAUGAAGGGGCGCAGGGCGUUUGACUCCUGCUUCCACUGCUUCUGCUUGGUGUACGCAUGGGUUGCGCGCUGCGUGCCGCCACAGCGCUUAGCGCUUGAUGCAGCAGAGGGCGAUGGACUGGUGCCUACAGCACUGGCAGCGCUGGUCUUGGUGGAGGAGCCAGAGCAAGCCACCAUCAGCCACAAGGAGGUUCUGCUGGGCUGCAGUGGACCUGACAACACGAACGGCAAUUGCAUCGAGCGGAUCGGCGCGGCUUUGGCUGCGCGGGACUGGCCGGCCAAUCUCAGGCUGCCGCCGGCCAGGCUCUUCAGCAACAUGCAGCACUGGCUUCAGCGCGGUGCAUCAUGUCUUUGCAGGGAUUGGAAUCCGUUGGCAAAGCAGGGCCUGGGGAAGCGUCCCACGGUGGCCGUGGACGCCUCCUUCGCCGACAGCCUGGGGGAGAGCCCGGCCAAGGUGGGCCACGUGGCGCCGCGGCUUGCAGACGCGGCGGCUGCCAGCCUGGUGGAGUCCUGGCAGAAGAGCCCGCAAAGCGCCAACCCGGUGCGAAGGAGCACACGACGCUCCGGCGAGGAUGGGGACUCUCCCGAGUCUCCCGUGGCUGAGCUGGCGGACAAGCUGGAGCGCCUCGAGGCGCGCCUGGACCGCCUGGUCGGCUCCGUGGAGCUCUUGAACCAGCGCCUUGAGCGCCAAGCGGCGCCGCCCGAGGUGGCGGAAACUUUGGCGCGGCGAAGUGUGGAGGAGGUGAACCUGAAGAUGAGGCUGGAGGCGCUGGAGCUGCAGCUCUGCCGGGACCUGGUGCUGCAGAACUCCGCGCUGGAGCUGUGCCAAGCGCAGCUGACGGAGCUCCGAGAGCUGGCGCGGCCCAGGGAAGUCGACGGCGCCAGGCCGCCCGCGGCGCCGGACGCGGCGAUCGCCGAGGCCGUGGCGCCGCUGGUGGCGCGGGAGGUGCGGCGCGCAGUGCGGGCGGAGUACGGGCGCCUGGUGCUUGGCCUGGCGGACACCUCCGCGCUCCCCUCCGGUGCCGAGCUUCGUAGCCCAAGCGCGCAGUCGAACUUGGUGGCGCCGUUGACGUCGGAGGACUUCGCGGAAGCGGCACCGAGCUGA
Effrenium voratum is the source of this 2358-nucleotide messenger RNA. Lineage: Eukaryota; Dinophyceae; Suessiales; Symbiodiniaceae. The record is from the annotation of a GenBank genome assembly.